AUGGUUAACUCUUGUUCUGGCUCUGUCUGCUCUGAUCAGGGUGGUGACCAAGGCCUCUGCCAGGAGACCUGUUGCCAGCCCAGCUGCUGCCAGACCACUUGCUGCCGCCCCAGCUGCUGUGGGUCCAGCUGCUGCCGCCCUACCUGCUGCCAGACCACCUGCUGCAGGACCACUUGCUGCCGCCCCAGCUGCUGUAGGCCCAGCUGCUGUAGGCCCAGCUGCUGCAGGCCCAGCUGCUGUAGGCCCAGCUGCUGCAGGCCCUGCUGUGUGUCCAGCUGCUGCCGUCCCAGCUGCUGUGGGUCCAGCUGCUGCCGCCCUACCUGCUGCCAGACCACCUGCUGUAGGACCACUUGCUGCCGCCCCAGCUGCUGUGUGUCCAGCUGCUGCAGGCCCUGCUGUGUGUCCAGCUGUUGCCGCCCCACCUGCUGCCAGACCACCUGCUGUAGAACCACUUGCUGCCGCCCCAGCUGCUGUGGCAGUUCUUGUUAUUGA
This is a messenger RNA of Marmota flaviventris (yellow-bellied marmot), 492 nucleotides long. Its product is annotated as keratin-associated protein 4-1-like. NCBI's taxonomy places the organism in Eukaryota, Metazoa, Chordata, Mammalia, Rodentia, Sciuridae. The record is from RefSeq and is a predicted model, not a curated record. Gene Ontology annotation, cellular component: keratin filament.